Messenger RNA from Trichoderma virens Gv29-8, 3114 nucleotides. RefSeq lists its product as uncharacterized. Lineage: Eukaryota; Fungi; Ascomycota; Sordariomycetes; Hypocreales; Hypocreaceae. Gene Ontology annotation, biological process: chromatin remodeling. Gene Ontology annotation, cellular component: cytoplasm. The record is from RefSeq and is a predicted model, not a curated record. The transcript is spliced from 3 exons. Bases 1 to 3114 code for a protein of 1037 amino acids.
AUGGAAAUAACUCCAGCCGCCAAAGAACGAAACGAGUUGUUUCAAAAACUGAAGCCAUGCUGCAUUAAAGUGAGCCAGCUGGCGAUCCGGGAGCAGGGAGACCCAAAUACGCACCGAGAAGUGCUGGAACUUGUUAAACAGAUUCUCGCCAUCUUGAACGAGCAAAUCUCCAAGAGUCCACUGGCUCUUGAUGAGAAGCUAGCGGAAUAUGUCUUUUUCCCGCUACAAAACAUCUUUCGUCAGCUGGAGCAAUAUCCCAUGAAUGUGGUGGAGGAUUGCGUCAAAUGCCUAAAUAUCCUAAUCGUUCACGGAUGGAAGACUAGAAUAUCUGCAAAACUAGUACAACAGAUAUUCAGCUUCCUCAUAUUCAUCAUAGAUGGCGUUCCGGGAUCCCCCAGGAGAGACAUCCCCGAAGAGACGGUGCUCGAGGCAUUCCGGGCCGAAACUGCGCUACUCACCACCGCAGGCUCAUCCGUCGCGGCGGCGGCGGGGCUAUCUGAACCUGAGUCUUUGCCAGCACUGGGACAUGGAAUUACAGUUAUGCUUGAUGGUGUUUCGGAGGGAGCAAACGCAGAGAUUCAGCGUGAGGCACUGAGGACGUUGGAAGCAGUCUACGGAGCUAUUAAGGAGCAUGCUGCGCUGGCCAGUUUUCUCCCGGGAACAAUUUCAUCACUUGCAACGGUGUUAUCGAAACCAUCUCGAUAUAAGAAGUUGGUAAUAGCAAAAUGUCUAGGAACCGUGCGAGUGGUCCUGACACGGGUGCUGUCUGACAUGCGGACACGGUCUAUCAUCGCCAAAGAAACCGAAAGCCAGACCGAUGCCGACAAAUCCAAAGUUCUCAGCCCAGCGUGGCUAAAGGCUACUGUGGCCCAAGUCCAGGUGGCCUUGUCGGUGAUGAUGAGGCUACGGACCCAUGAGGCGGCUGAAGUCCGUGAGGCUCUGGGGCGACUAUGCGUAACUUUGUUGGACGAAUGCCACACUACUUUGUCAAACUGCACAACCAUCCUUGUCGAGACAUCAGUGAUUCUUGACCAAGAGUCAGAUCAUGACUCCAUGACGGAAACGAGCCUGAGGUACUUGGUCAAUAUAUAUCCCGAGCUGGGCGAAUGCAUCAAAUCAACAGUCUACAACUGGAUGUCAAGCCUUCCCCGCCUUGUGCAGGCAAGUGACGAGAAGGUAAAGGAGCAGGCAGUCUACAAUUUGACCAAGGGAAUCGAACUGUUGCGGAGUCUGAGAAUCGAAUCGUCGACGCUCGAUGAUUCAAUCAGCAGUACUCUGAGAGAAAGCAUAAUGGCAGUUGUCAGUGCGUCAAAAACACAACAACCCAAUGCCAACAGCCGUGUACUGCUGCUUGAUGAUGGGUCUUCUGCCUCAACCGCAACUAGCGAAUCGCAAUUUCAGCCAGUUUUAUUAGGUCACGAAGGACAAAGAAGAUUGAAGGGCGAGAUAAUGAGUCUUUUACGAACUGUUGGCUCCAUUUCGCAGAAUACGAAAAUUGCCGCCAACAUGCUAGACUGUGUUCGAGAAUCUACAUCGCUCAACCAGUUGACUGCCUAUUGGCUGUGUUUUGAGCUAAUCAAGGCCUCUCAUGCCGGCUCUGAAGAUACGGACGCGCUGUUCGAUCUGUCGGCGUUUACUGAGCAAUCAGAAGACAUAAACCAAGUCUUUGACGAGCUAUACGACUUUUCUGUUCAAGUACUAGACUCACACACCGAGAUGGCGCAGGUUGACUGGCGUUUGGAAGCUAUUGCUCUUGAAAUAAUGGCUUAUGCUGCGCAUAGAUCAGGAGAGAAGUUUCGACCAGAGCUCAUUGAUGUCCUCUUCCCCGUUGCCACGUUCCUGGGAUCGGAGAAUGGUAACCUACAGCAACAUGCCAUUGCCACGCUAAACAGCAUAGCACUAUCAUGCCAGUAUUCAAACGUCUCCGAGUUGAUCAUCGACAACGUCGACUACAUGGUUAACUCGGUCUCGCUGCGGCUUAACACGCUUGACAUCUCCCCGGCAUCCACGCAGGUCUUGCGAAUGAUGGUGCGGUUGGCGGGGCCUCGCCUGGUGCCGUUCUUGGAUGAUGUCGUCGAGUCAAUGUUUGCCGCUCUGGAAAAUUAUCACGGGUACACAUCGUUCGUGGAAAGCCUCUUCUCCGUUUUGAAGGAGAUUGUAGACCAGGCAACUCAGGCGGAUGGUCGACUCCUGACUGACGCUGAGCGGUCAUCCACCAACCACAAGAAACAAACGCAAGCGAUGGAGAAUUUAGAUAUGCUUCUGGAAAUCCUUGAUAGACGGAAACAGAGGGAAGAGCGUGAUAAAGCCGAGAUGGAAAACAUAGGGGUCAAGGGCGGACACCCUGGGGUUCCGUGGACAAGCGACUUGGCUCAAGGACAGGGUCAGCAAGACCAAGAAGAACCCCCCAGAGAGGAAGAAAAACCGCCAAACUCGCCUACGUACCAGCUCGUUCAGCGCGUGGCAACCCUCACGCAGCACUACCUGACGUCGCCAACUCCGACGCUCAGAAGGUCUCUGCUGGAACUCGUCGCUGCGGCAUCAUCUGUCCUCGCCGCAGACGAGGACUCGUUUCUGCCCCUUGUCAAUGCCAUCUGGCCAGUCGUCAUCGCAAGGCUCCACGACCCAGAGACUUUUGUCGUCGUCGAAGCCUGCGAAACACUCUCCGGACUGUGCAAAGCGGCGGGCGAUUUCCUCAGCACCCGCUGGAAGACAGAGUGGUGGGACGGGCUCGGCGAAUGGUGUCGCAAAGCCAAGCAGCAUGCGUCCAGGGACAAGGGGCGCCCGAAUGUUUCUUCAAAGAGCCAGUCGGGAAAAGAAAUCGCGCUGGGCGGAGGACUCGGUCAACAUGCUUCGCCGGUGAGGAUAUGGGAGGCAGUGGUGAGGCUUCUCACUGCCAUCGUUUCGUACGUGCGAGUAGAGGAUGAGAUGUUUGAUGAGAUUCUGGAGCUCCUAGCAGAUGACAUGGAGAAGAACCGGGAAGUAAGGGAUGCUUUGGAGGUCAUCAAUGCUGAUGCCGUCUGGGCUGUGAGAUAUGAGCGUGGGCUCGUCGAAUGGACUCCCGCUCCGUUGUUGGAGGGAGUGGUGUUUCCGGAAAUGGAGAGGAUAUCAUAA